Messenger RNA from Papaver somniferum (opium poppy), 1146 nucleotides. RefSeq lists its product as uncharacterized. NCBI's taxonomy places the organism in Eukaryota, Viridiplantae, Streptophyta, Magnoliopsida, Ranunculales, Papaveraceae. The coding region runs from base 1 to 1146 and encodes 381 amino acids. The transcript has a single exon. The record is from RefSeq and is a predicted model, not a curated record.
AUGGCUAGCACGUCAGGGAUGGGAAGAACUCCGAGGAACCUAGAUCUAGAGUUCGAGAACUAUCAACUACGGAACUUAAGGUCGAGGUCGAGAGGAUCUUCUAUCCGAGGGACAUCAGGUCACCAAGGCCGAAUUGGGCAAGUACUACCAGCGGUAGGACCGAGCAAUUCCGGUCGAUCAGGACCACCCACGACACCACCUAUCAAAGGAUACGGUCCACCCGAGGAUUCAUCAACAGGUGACGAGAGGCACGAGAGGAAUAAUCAGCAGAGGAACACAAGGUCCGACAAUGCGACCGAAGCCAAGCUAAGAGAGUUAGAAGAAAAGAUAAGGAAGCUGUCAGGAACCGGCGAAGAAGAUAAGCUAUCCGAGGUCAUAAGCGAGGCCGAGAGGACCCCUUUCACCCAAGAGCUAGAACUAAGGGCUUUCCCACCUAAGUGCACGCUCCCCACCUUCCCAUUCAGGUUCGACGGCAUGGGAGACGCAGUUGAGCAUUUGAAGAUGUAUACUAUGUCCCUAAUCCAAUGGAUAAACCAUGAGGUGGUAAUGUGUAAGUUCUUCUCGGAAAGCCUGGAAGGAGAGGAAAGGAAAUGGUUCUACAACCUCUCACCAGGAACAAUUGAUAGUUACGAGACUCUAGUCGAAGCCUUCCUUGAAACGUACAUGCACAACAGCAGACCUCGGCCCAGGGUCAACAGGUUAUUCACCUUGGACCGACGGUUUAGAGAGCCUCUCAGAUCAUUGACCGAUCAAUGGAGAAAUUUGUGUACAAAAAUUGGGAAGGUACCAGUCGACAAGCGGAUAUUCGGGUUUGAAAACACACUAGGGAGAUCGGAUCCCAUCUGGAUAACCAUGUUCACUGAAAAGCCGCAAACAUUGAAGGAAAUGAGUAAAAUGCAAGAAAAUUUCAUCGCCCUAGAAGAAAUUCAGGAAGAAUCAAUGGAUAUGGGAGUGCAAGAGGCUAGUGCGGCGCCCGAGUCGACAUCGGACGAUGUUCAACGUCGGCCCGAGAAGAGACCGAGCCCACCUACGCGAGAAAAUGGGAAGAAGGAAUGGGUAGAUAAAGGAAAAAGGCCGAGGAACGAGGCGAGAACAUACACCCAUUUGAAUGCUCCACUAGAAGAAAUCUUCAAAGAGGUCGAUUAA